This is a messenger RNA of Hevea brasiliensis (rubber tree), 3204 nucleotides long. Its product is annotated as sucrose synthase 7. Gene Ontology annotation, biological process: sucrose metabolic process. The record is from RefSeq and is a predicted model, not a curated record. The transcript is spliced from 15 exons. NCBI's taxonomy places the organism in Eukaryota, Viridiplantae, Streptophyta, Magnoliopsida, Malpighiales, Euphorbiaceae. Gene Ontology annotation, molecular function: sucrose synthase activity. Bases 269 to 2983 code for a protein of 904 amino acids.
UUCCCUCCUCUUUUAAGAUCUUAUAUUGACAAAAAGGCAAUCUAAAUUUGCUUCUAUCAAUUUACUUAUUCCUUUCUUUCGUUCAAUUUCUCUUUCCCACAACUGGUUCUAAGGAAUGUUCCUUCUCCUACUCUCCUAGCCAAAGCCUUGCUAUUUCCCGUUAUCAACUUGUUAUAAAUACAUUAAAGCACCAAGUGAAACACAAAACUACAUUGUGAAUCCAAAAUCUUUCUGUUUCUUAAAGCAUCUUGUGUUAUAUUUGGUUGAAAUGGCUUCCGGACCAGUUCUCAAGCGUUCUGAAACGAUUGCAGAAAGUAUGCCCGAUGCGUUGAGGCAGAGCCGCUAUCACAUGAAGAUAUGCUUUUCCAGCUUUGUUGCAACUGGGAAAAAACUUUUGAAACGCCAACAUAUAAUGGAUGAAAUGGAGAAAUCGAUACAAGACAAGGUUGAAAGGAAAAGGGUCUUGGAAGGCUUACUUGGUUACAUCAUGAGUGCCACUCAGGAGGCAGCCGUUAUUCCACCUUAUGUUGCUUUUGCUGUAAGGCCAAAUCCUGGAUUCUGGGAAUACGUUAAAGUGAAUGCUGAAGAUCUGAGUGUUGAUGGCAUCUCUGCAUCAGAAUACUUGCAGUUCAAAGAAAUGAUCUUUGACGAAAACUGGGCCAGCGAUGAAAAUGCUCUGGAAAUAGAUUUUGGAGCCAUGGAUUUCUCAACUCCUCGCUUGACCCUUUCUUCUUCUAUUGGGAAUGGGAUGAAAUACAUCUCAAAAUUCAUGUCCUCAAAGCUUAAUGGGAGCUCUGGUAGUGCAAAGCCUCUGCUUGACUAUUUACUAGCCCUUGACUAUCAGGGAGAGAAUAUGAUGAUCAAUGAAAAGUUGGAUACAGUUGCCAAGCUUCAGGUGGCACUCCUUGGAGCUGAAGAUGUUCUCUCUGCAUUUCCAAAACACACACCGUAUCAGGAUUUUCAACAUAGCCUGAAAGAGUUAGGAUUUGAGAAGGGAUGGGGGAAUACUGCAGAAAGAGUUAAAGAGACCAUGAGAAUGCUUUCUGAAUCACUUCAAGCCCAAGAACCAGCAAAACUAGAAUUGUUCUUUGGCAGGCUUCCUAACAUGUUCAACAUUGUAAUUUUCUCUCCACAUGGCUAUUUUGGCCAGGCAGAUGUCCUUGGAUUGCCAGACACUGGUGGCCAGGUGGUUUACAUUCUUGAUCAAGUAAGAGCAUUAGAAGAAGAGCUGCUGCUCAGAAUCAAGCAGCAAGGCCUUAAUAUGAAGCCUCAGAUUCUUGUGAUAACGCGACUUAUACCAGAUGCUCGAGGAACCAAGUGCAACCAGGAGAUGGAACCUAUCAUUGACACAAAGCACUCUAACAUUCUUAGAGUCCCAUUCAUGACAGAGAAAGGGGUUCUUCCCCAAUGGGUCUCCCGUUUCGAUGUCUAUCCUUAUCUUGAAAAAUUUGCCCAGGAUGCUGCUGAUAAGGUUCUUGAACACAUGGAAUGUAAACCAGAUCUCAUUAUUGGGAAUUACAGUGAUGGAAACUUGGUGGCAUCUCUGAUGGCAAACAGACUUGGCAUAACUCUGGGAACUAUAGCUCAUGCUUUAGAGAAAACCAAGUAUGAAGAUUCAGAUGCCAAAUGGAAACAAUUAGAUCCCAAGUACCACUUCUCCUGUCAAUUCACAGCUGACAUGAUUGCAAUGAACACAGCUGAUUUUAUCAUAACCAGCACAUUCCAAGAAAUUGCAGGAAGCAAGGAUAGGCCUGGACAGUAUGAAAGCCAUGAGACAUUUACUAUGCCAGGACUUUGCCGGGUUGUCUCAGGCAUCAAUGUCUUUGAUCCAAAGUUCAACAUUGCUGCCCCUGGGGCUGACCAAUCCGUCUACUUUCCCUAUACAGAGAAACGAAGGCGGUUAACUUCUUUUUAUCCUGCCAUUGAAGAACUACUCUACAACAAGGAGGACAAUAAUGAACACAUUGGAUAUCUUGCAGACAGGAAGAAACCAAUUAUCUUCUCCAUGGCAAGACUUGAUACAGUGAAAAACAUUACAGGAUUAACUGAGUGGUAUGGACAGAAUAAAAGGCUUAGAAACUUGGUAAAUCUUGUCGUUGUAGCUGGAUUCUUUGAUCCAUCUAAAUCAAAAGAUAGAGAAGAAAUCGCAGAGAUAAACAAGAUGCAUGCUUUGAUAGCGAAAUACCAACUUAAGGGUCAGAUCAGAUGGAUAGCAGCUCAAACUGAUAGAUAUCGCAAUGGAGAGCUCUACCGGUGCAUUGCAGAUACAAAAGGAGCUUUUGUGCAGCCUGCAUUGUAUGAGGCUUUUGGUCUAACAGUCAUCGAGGCAAUGAACUGCGGUUUACCCACAUUUGCAACUAAUCAAGGAGGUCCAGCAGAAAUUAUUGUUGAUGGUGUCUCAGGAUUCCACAUUGAUCCCAACAAUGGAGAUGAAUCGAGCAACAAGAUUGCUGAUUUCUUUGAGAAAUGCAAGACAGAUCCUGAAUAUUGGAACAAGAUGUCAACAGCAGGCCUGCAACGUAUAUACGAAUGCUAUACGUGGAAGAUUUAUGCAAAUAAAGUGUUGAACAUGGGAUCCAUUUAUGGGUUUUGGAGGAAGCUAAACAAGGAACAGAAGUUUGCCAAGCAAAGAUACAUUGAAACGUUUUACAAUCUUCAAUUCAGGAAUUUGGUGAAGAACGUUCCUGUCCCAAGUGUUGAACCCCGAAAACUACCUUCCUUACCAUCAUCGGUUGCAACUAGUAAACCCCAAGAACAAGCUCCUAGUGCUCCAAGUAAACCUAAAAAAUCACAACCCACUGCCCCGAUGGAAAUUUCUGAACCUCAGACAACACCAAGACAAGAAGAAACGGAGAAGAAGCAACUUGUCUCGACUCAAAGCAAUCGAGUAUGGAUAUCAUGGAGUUGGUGGUUCCUCAUAAUUACUUCUCUUUUUGCUGUUUGGUACGUGCUAAUGAAGUUGUAUAGCCUAUUCACACGAUGAGGAGAAGGUAAGAGACUCUUGUUAGAACAGAAUCAUAACCACUGCAAUCAAAUCAAGUAAAGAUGCAAUUAUAAUCAUCAUGCUCAGACUUUUCAAAACCAUGAUUGGUUCUUAGGAUAGAAAUACAAUGUAAUAAAUUCUCUUCCUCUCCCUAGCUAGUUCUUAUAUAUUUUCACCACCAGCAGGAAAACAAUAUGAAUAAAAGGCAAUCUUUUCUACAA